CCUCUCAGCCUCCACUGCCGCCGCUGCCUCCGCCCGCUGCGCGGACCAGCGAGCCGGUAGCUGUCGCGAGCCCACCCGCCCUCCCGCGUGCCGGGGCUGCGGUGGGCCAGGAUGUCGGUCUUCCUGGAGGAGCUGCUGGGAGACAAGCUGGUGACGGGCGGUGGCGAGGAGGUGGACGUGCACUCGCUGGGCGCCCGCGGCAUCGCGCUGCUGGGGCUCUACUUCGGGUGCAGCCUGAGCGCCCCCUGCGCGCAGCUCAGCGCCAGCCUGGCCGCCUUCUACGGCCGCCUGCGAGGGGACGCGGCGGCCGGGCCGGGGGCCGGGGCGGGGGCAGGCGCAGCCGCCGAGCCAGAGCCCCGGCACCGCCUGGAGAUCGUCUUCGUGUCCUCGGACCAAGACCAGCGGCAGUGGCAGGACUUCGUGCGGGACAUGCCAUGGCUGGCGCUGCCCUACAAGGAGAAGCACCGGAAGCUUAAACUUUGGAACAAAUACCGAGUCUCCAACAUUCCAUCGCUAAUAUUCCUAGACGCCACCACAGGGAAGGUUGUGUGCAGGAAUGGGCUCCUGGUGAUCCGAGAUGACCCAGAAGGUCUGGAAUUCCCUUGGGGACCUAAACCCUUCCGGGAAGUUAUUGCGGGGCCCUUGCUUAGAAAUAACGGGCAGUCGCUGGAGAGCAGCAGCCUGGAGGGGUCUCACGUGGGAGUCUAUUUCUCUGCACACUGGUGUCCACCCUGCCGAAGCCUUACCAGAGUGCUGGUGGAAUCCUACCGGAAGAUCAAGGAGGCAGGCCAGAAGUUUGAGGUCAUCUUCGUUAGCGCAGACAGGUCAGAGGAGUCUUUCAAACAGUACUUUAGUGAGAUGCCGUGGCUCGCUGUGCCCUACACUGACGAGGCCCGGCGGUCUCGUCUCAACCGACUAUAUGGAAUCCAAGGUAUCCCCACGCUCAUCGUACUGGACCCGCAAGGGGAGCUGAUCACUCGGCAGGGCCGGGUGGAGGUGCUCAAUGACGAGGACUGCAGGGAGUUCCCGUGGCACCCGAAGCCUGUGCUGGAGCUCUCUGACUCCAAUGCUGUGCAGCUCAACGAGGGCCCCUGCCUCGUCCUUUUUGUAGACUCUGAGGACGACGGAGAGUCCGAGGCAGCCAAACAGCUGAUCCAGCCAAUAGCUGAGAAGAUCAUUGCCAAGUACAAAGCCAAAGAAGAGGAGGCACCGCUGUUGUUCUUUGUGGCCGGGGAGGAUGACAUGACUGACUCCCUGAGAGAUUACACCAACCUGCCUGAGGCGGCGCCUCUGCUCACCAUUCUGGACAUGUCAGCCCGGGCCAAGUACGUGAUGGAUGUGGAAGAGAUCACCCCAGCCGUUGUGGAGACUUUUGUGAAUGACUUCCUAGCAGAAAAACUCAAGCCUGAGCCCAUCUAGUGGGCUCGGGCCUCCUGAGACAGUAUUUAAGACGCAUUCUCCCUUUCCUCCCCUCUGCCCUUGGACUUUUCCAGCGCGUCCUGAGUCACACAGUCCAAGUGUCCAACCUCUGUGGUGCCUUGUUUCUACAUUAGCAACUCAGCUAGCACCCAAGGGUGUGCAUCCUCACGGUGGCAGCAGGUCCCACGGUGUUUGGAGAUGGCUUGGGGAUCCGUGAGGAUGGCAUGACCAGCUAGCCCCGAGACUGCCACCUCUCCUGGCUCUUGAUGGAGGACCUUCCAGGGUCUUCUGCAGAGUGAGCAAGCAAGGACUGUGGAUGAGGCUCUGACUCUGACACUGGGAUCAGUACACACACACCCCCAAGCCAGAGGGAACUCUCCUGUGACAUCUGUACCUGUGGGAGUUACAGAGGAAAGGCCGUGGCCUCAGUGGACAUCAGCUGAGAGCUGUCGGCGAAUUUGCUUUGUAAGGACAUGAUCUUUCUCGGUCUGAGGGGAGACCAGCGCAUCAGUGGGUUCUUGGGCAGGGGACUUCCAAUCUCUAAGGAACCUUGUGGGUGUUUGUUUUGGUGGGGAAAUGAAUAGCUGAGCUAACAGUUCAUAGA
Messenger RNA from Mus pahari (shrew mouse), 2023 nucleotides. It is a transcript of the gene Nxn, whose product is annotated as nucleoredoxin. The record is from RefSeq and is a predicted model, not a curated record. NCBI's taxonomy places the organism in Eukaryota, Metazoa, Chordata, Mammalia, Rodentia, Muridae. The transcript has 8 exons. Bases 112 to 1419 code for a protein of 435 amino acids. Gene Ontology annotation, molecular function: thioredoxin-disulfide reductase (NADPH) activity.